AUGCAGUUCAAGACCCUCAUCUCCCUCGCUGCCCUCGUCGCUGCCGCCACCGCCGCACCCCAGGCCGCUGAGACGUUCGACCCCUCCACCGCGACCGUCUCGUUCUCGUCUGCGGUCACCACCCAGACCUUCACCGCCUCCCAGGUCCUCGUGAGCUUGAUGCAGGUCGACCCCUUCGUCACCACCAUCGAGACUACCACCGUCUGGACGGCGACCCGCACGGUCACCCUCGCGGUCCCCACUGGGGCGCGCUGA
Molecule: messenger RNA, 255 nt
Organism: Epithele typhae
Lineage: Eukaryota; Fungi; Basidiomycota; Agaricomycetes; Polyporales; Epitheliaceae
Exons: 3
Coding region: 1-255 (84 amino acids)
Source: RefSeq, a predicted model, not a curated record